Molecule: messenger RNA, 549 nt
Organism: Helobdella robusta
Lineage: Eukaryota; Metazoa; Annelida; Clitellata; Rhynchobdellida; Glossiphoniidae
Exons: 5
Coding region: 1-549 (182 amino acids)
Source: RefSeq, a predicted model, not a curated record
AUGUGCGUAUUUGCAUGUGCCGGCGGUGGUGAGUUGCAGAUCAUAACGAAGAGCCAGACACUGAGGCUGAGUGGAGGCAACAACGUCCUUCUUCCGUGCGAGUUCCUCAUCAGCAGAUUUGAUAUCUUCGAUAAUCCCGUCAUCUGGAGGAAGAUACAAAUGGACGAAGACGUCGAGAUAAAUAUAAACUCCGUCAUGUUAGAACCCUUCCAAGACACACACAGGUUCGAUGCAACGUCCAGCGUUGAUGGCAAUAACGAUGUUGAGCGCAUUAACAAUGAAAUACGUUAUGUUUGGCUGAACUGUUUCAACCCUAGAAAGGAGUGGUCUUCGAUGGCGGUUGAGUGUACUGCCACAAAGGGUAGAACUUGUAUCCACAUGCUUUCUACAGCUGAUAAAGUGGCUGUGCUGGAUCAGCCUGUCCUCAUCCGCACUGUCGUCCUCUACCUUAAAUUUAUUUUUUUUCAUUUUCGUUUGAAGGCAGAUAAAAUAUUUUGGAAGAUGAAGAAUACGACGCCAACUAAUUAUCUCACUUUGCUAAGUAACUAA